Messenger RNA from Colletotrichum acutatum, 1014 nucleotides. RefSeq lists its product as uncharacterized. The record is from RefSeq and is a predicted model, not a curated record. NCBI's taxonomy places the organism in Eukaryota, Fungi, Ascomycota, Sordariomycetes, Glomerellales, Glomerellaceae. The transcript has a single exon. The coding region runs from base 287 to 643 and encodes 118 amino acids.
GCCAGACAGGGUCGCUGAUAUUGGGGGGCUAUGAGGAAAACCGCAUUCUAGGAGACGUGGGGACUUUCCGCCUAGAUUCCACCCUCCCUCGGGUGAUACUUGUGGAUGUACUUCUCGACUUCGAAGCAGGACCAUCUCCAUACAACACAACUGUCGGAAGCGUAUGGCAAAGUGAAAGUCUCCCUGCCGCCGUCCAAAGUAUGACCAACAAGUACGGUGGCCCCGCUGGGUCUGCUAUGGUCCUGCCAAAUGCUGCUGCCCCUUACAUGUAUCUUCCACCGGAGGUAUGCGAGGCUGCUGCAUCUCACUUGCCCGUCCGCUGGGUACCAGAAAUCGGAUUGUAUGUGUGGGAGUUUCACUCAGAUCCGGUCAGAACCACCCGCUUCGUCAACUCUCCAGCCUCCAUGGCUUUCGUAUUUACAGACGAAAACUCCAAAAAUAUCACCAUAAAGAUUCCCUUCAGGUUAUUGAAUCUUACGAUAGAUCGCAUGCCCAUCAGAGAGAAUCAUGUGAACUGGGGAGUGGAUACAUACUGGCCCUGCAAACCAUGGACCGAAUCGGAUAUCGUGGCUUCCUCGUCACUGAACCGAUACACAUUAGGCCGAGCUUUUCUGCAAGGUGCUUUUACGGGAUUCAACUAUGACCGAGAACGCUUUUUCAUGGCACAAGCACCCGGUCCAGGAAUGUCAGAACAGCUCAUUGUCCAGGAUAACACCAAGGACUUACGGUCGAGACCUGCGGAUACCUUUGUCGAUACCUGGCGGGAAUAUUGGACAGAGGUGGAGGCAGGAACUGGAGCGACAUCAGGCCCACCCUCCGAGACGAGCAGCGUCAACUCCGCUUCUCCAAGCGGAUUAGGAACAGGUGCAAUAGCAGGAAUCGCAGUCGCGGGUGGAUGUGGUUUGGUUGCGAUGGUGGCCAUCAUAUGGUUCCUUUGCUGGCGGGCUCGGAGAAAGAGAAAUUCCGACGAAGAACACAAAAACGAAAGUGGAAGCGGAAGUGGCUUACAUGAUG